This is a messenger RNA of Petromyzon marinus (sea lamprey), 3188 nucleotides long. RefSeq lists its product as uncharacterized. NCBI's taxonomy places the organism in Eukaryota, Metazoa, Chordata, Hyperoartia, Petromyzontiformes, Petromyzontidae. The record is from RefSeq and is a predicted model, not a curated record.
CAAUCAACCACCGUAGGAUCAACAACACCAGAACAAUCAACCACCACAGGAUCAACCACAACAGAACAAUCAACCACGACAGGCUCAACAACACCAGAACAAUCAACCACCACAGGAUCAACCACACCAGAACAACCAACUACCGCAGGAUCAACGACACCAGAACCAUCAACCACCACAGGAUCAACCACACCAGAACAACCAACUACCGCAGGAUCAACCACACCAGAACAAUCAACCACCCCAGGAUCAACCACACCAAAACAAUCAACCACCGCAGGAUCAACCACCACAGGAUCACCCACACCAGAACAAUCAACCACCACAGGAUCAACCACACUAGAACAAUCAACAACCGCAGGAUCAACCACACCAGAACAAUCAACCACCACAGGAUCACCCACACCAGAACAAUCAACCACCACAGGAUCAACCACACCAGAACAAUCAACCACCGCAGGAUCAACCACACCAGAACAAUCAACCACCACAGGAUCACCCACACCAGAACAAUCAACCACCGCAGGAUCAACCACACCAGGACAAUCAACCACCACAGGAUCAACCACACCAGAACAAUCGACCACCACAGGAUCAACCACACCAGAACAAUCAACCACUGCAGGCCCAACAACAGCGGAACAAUCAACCACUGCACAAAUAACCACACUAGAACAAUCAUCCACCGCAGGAUCAACCACAGCAGAACAAUCAACCACCGCAGGAUCAACCACAGCAGAACAAUCAACCACCACAGGAUCAAUCACACCGGAACAAUCAACCACUGCAGGAUCAACCACACCACAUCAAUCAACCACCACAGGAUCAACCACAUCAGAACUAUCAACCACCGCCAGACCAACCACAAAAGAACAAGCAACCACCUCAGGAUCAACCACAUCAGAACAAUCAACCACUGCAGGAAUAACCACACCAGAACAAUCAACCACUGCAGGAUCAACCACACUAGAACAAUCAACCACCACAGGAUCAAGUACAACAGAACAAUCAACCACCGCAGGAUCAACUACAACAGAACAAUCAACCACUUAUAGACAAACCUCAACAGAACAAUCAGCUACCGCAGGAUCAACCACAUCAGAACAAUCAACCAACGCAAGAUCAACCACACCAGAACAAUCAACAACCGCAGGAUCAACCACAGGAGAACAAUCAACAACCACAGGAUCAUCCCCACCAGAACAAUCAACCACCACAGGAUCAUCCCCACCAGAACAAUCAACAACCGCAGGAUCAUCCCCACCAGAACAAUCAACCACCACAGGAUCAUCCCCACCAGAACAAUCAACCACCACAGGAUCAACCACAGCAGAACAAUCAUCCACCGCAAGAGAGACAACUGCAAUAACUCCUUCACCCAACACUACAGCUGUAGACGUAUGCAGAACUUGCCCAAAAUAUGCCGAAUGUAUUACAACUGUGAGACCCUUUGUCUGUAAAUGUUUUGUGGGAUAUUACCAAGACGAAGAGAACCAUGAAUGUGCACAAGCAAAAGUAUUCAAUUAUGCUUGGAAAAUAGAUUUGGAAUUCGACGAUGAUAUGGAAGAUACGUCAUCGGCUGCUUUCCAAGAAGUCGCAAUCCCAGUCCUUGAACUGGCAAGUAACUGCAACAAUACUCUGCACUGUGAAACACAUUUACUGCAAUAUAAUAUUCAUUUUGUAAGCUGCAACAAUAAUAUUUACAAAACUGUAGUGCCCUACAUGUCCCGGAGUGGAGGCACUCCUGGUAGAUAGUAGAGGCCACCAUGACCAAAACUGAAUCGCGUCAUAUUUUAUCGUGUGCAGAAAAACACAUGUUGCUACAGUACAUCUUAACACCAACAAUUCGGGCGAUUAUAUAUACACCUUGUCACUCUACAAUGUUGGGCAUUAAGUUACAACCCAGAAAUAACAUUCUUAUUGUAUACUGCAGCUCAAUUCAACGUUUUAUCAAAACGAAACCUAUCGAGGAUCCGAGGUCAUCCGGAUAACUCCAUAUGAAAGCACUCCGGUAACCAUUUUCAAAAUAUUUGGGAACAGAAUUGACAGUCGCAAUUACAAAUCCCAAGUACGGAGCCAGGAAGGAAUCAAUGUAGAUUUUAUAAACCGUUUUGACCUAAACUCUAAAACUACAGAAGAGUGUGUCAACAGGCAACUAAUCCAAACAUUACAAGAGUGUAACAAUGUUUGUAAUGGACUAAACGUGACGACUUCGAGCAAAAAAAUGUCACCGUGCGAAGUCGGUGUAUGCAAUUCAACUACAGCGUCGUGCUCAAAUGAAGAAGGUCUGGCAAACUGCCAGUGCCUUUACGAACUAGGGAAACAUGUCUCUACCGAUUAUUCAUGCUCAGUUUGUCCUGUGGCAGUCAUAAAUGGAAUAUGUGGAAACUGUCCUUUUGGCUACUCCGGGAAAACAUGUGAAGACCCUUAUAUGCUAAUUUUGGUGAUACUGAGCAUAAUCCUGGGUGCAGUCAUACUCAUUGGGGGCAUCACAGGCAUCGUUUGCUGUUGUCGAACACGCUCGCACAAGAAGCACAGCGGUGACCAAAGCAGACAGCCUUCUUUCGGGCUCAAUGACAACAAAAUGUGCGAAUCAAAUUUCCCCCCUGAGGCCGCUUUAGGUUGGGAAAUUAUUUUGCAGAUGAACGCUAAAGAGAUGGCGCGGCCAAUAAAGCCCAUCCCGAGGGUUCACCUCAAUACCCCGGUGACGACCGCCGGCACGAGCUCGCCACGCAUCGGCAACCAAGAGAUGAUGAUAAAGAGCAGCCCAUGGAACGAUGCCGCCUACGCUAACCCCAAGAAAUCAACACGUAAUGGAGAGGACCAGCAUCAAGACCAGGCGAACUUUCACAAUGAAUAUGACAAUUAUUGUUUUUCACACGACACCACUGAAAGCUACUAUUAACGAGAUCAUAGUGAUUUAUUAAAACUAAUUUACCUACGAUCGUGCUCCAUUUAUCCCCGAAACUUUAUUACAUGAACCCUGGUCAUUUACUUGCUUUAAUAAAUGUGAUACUGUGGCUACAAUAAUGAUGAUAUGUUUUAAAAGUGCUGACCGUGUAUUAAAUAUACAUACAGGAACAGUUUUGUGAGUCUCUUACAACAUAUAAUACACCUGAGAAUAGGGUUUCCCCUUUUUCUGGCAACAAAACAGGUGUUAAGAUCUUGAUUUGAAGCUUUUGUGACUG